AUGGAGAGUCAGUCUCUAUUUGCUAAGUUGUCCAAAUGUGAGUUUGGACUUAGAGAGGUCUUAUAUUUGGGUCAUGUGAUCAGUGUUGAUGGGGUGAAGGUGCAUGAGGAGAAAAUUCAGGCAAUUCGUGAUUGGCCCUGCCCUCGGAACAUUACUGAGUUACGUGGAUUCCUCUAUCUAUGUGCUUACUACGGGAGAUUUGUGAGGGGCUUCUCUCAAUUGGCAGCACCCCUGACAUACCUCACAAAGAGAGGAGCUUUCAGAUGGAUAGAACAAGCACAGGGGGUCUUUGAUAGGCUCAAGGAGGUUAUGAGCACUUGUCUAGUUUUGGCACUCCCUAACUUCUCACAGCCAUUUGUACUUGAGUGUGAUGCUUCAGAUGUGAGCAUUGGAGUAGCGUUGAUGCAGAACAAACAUCCCAUUACUUAA
This is a messenger RNA of Cryptomeria japonica (Japanese cedar), 429 nucleotides long. RefSeq lists its product as uncharacterized. The transcript has a single exon. Bases 1 to 429 code for a protein of 142 amino acids. The record is from RefSeq and is a predicted model, not a curated record. Lineage: Eukaryota; Viridiplantae; Streptophyta; Pinopsida; Cupressales; Cupressaceae.